Prorocentrum cordatum is the source of this 6513-nucleotide messenger RNA. NCBI's taxonomy places the organism in Eukaryota, Dinophyceae, Prorocentrales, Prorocentraceae. The record is from the annotation of a GenBank genome assembly.
AUGUGCACGGGGGCCAAGGUGACCCUGACCUACACCCCAGGUUGGGAGGACGGGAUGCAGGCAGCCCUCGAGGCUGACGUGGGCGUGCAGUACGUAGCUGGCAACGGCGCCACCUUCAGCUCGGAAGGCGCUGGCAUUUACGACUCGUACAUCGUGCAAGCGCCCUGGAUCCCAGCCAUCGUGGACGGCCUCGAGAAUCUCAGCCCGCUCAUCGCGCAGUCGAGAUCUUUAGAUUGGCUUGACGUCAACUCGAUGUCGAGACAGAUCGUCUCGUUCGACAACACGGUCCGGGCGCUCCCCUUGGACACCGACUACAUCUCGUUCGGCUAUCGCGCCGAUGUCUUCGAGCGGUGGGGGAAGUCUCCGCCCGAGACUCUGGAGGAGCUUGUGGAGCUGUCCGAGUUCUUCAGCGGAAAGGAUCACAACAACGACAGCGUGCCAGACUGGGGCUUCUGCCUGACGCCGCAGCCGAAUUACUUCUACGCCUUCGUCGCGCCCGUGAUGCAGCGCACGCGGGCCAAGUGCCACGACACUCAGGGCGAUGCUGGGAGCCCCAUCUGCGACCUUGAGCUCACUGGGCAGAACCCUUUUUUCGACGUCGAGACCUUCCAGCCCUUGCUGGACAAUCCAGGUUUCCGGUACGCGUUCGACCUCCACGCGCGCUUCUUGCGGGCCAGCAACUGCCAGGACCAGCUCCAGUCUUUGGGAAAGUGCGACCGCAAGUCCGCCAUGAAGAGCGGCCGGUGCGCUGGGGUCAUAUCCAUGCCGGGCACGAUGACGAAGCUGUUGUUGCCUUGGGACCAGGGGGGCGUGUUUGCCCCUGAGCCGCGAUACGCCAACGACGGGACCACCGUCGAGUGGGAGGUCGGCGCCACUUCGAGCGGGGGCUACUGGGGCAGGCGAAUGAAAUUUCCUGGGUCGUCGAAAGUGUACGACUCCGAGGAUGGAGCUCUGAAGGACUGCACGCCCGAGCUGUGCCCGAAGGCCGUGCCGCACUCGACAAUGGAAGGCGUGCUGGUCAACUACGCCCCGUUCUUUGCCGAGGGCGGCGAGGCGUAUGCCCUGCGGGGCAAGACGGCGUCUGCCAAGAAGGAGGUCAUGUUCCAUUUCUUCGAGUGGCUCGCAAAUUUACCGCCGAGCAGUGUGCCGCUGAGCGGAGCAUAUCGACGUUCACAAGCGACGCAAGAGGCGAUGACCGAGAUGAUAGAGCAUGGGAUGCCAGAGCAGGUGGCUUCCGACUUGAUCGAGUUGCUCCAGUUCCUCUUCAGAGACGACGAGACGGAGGGUGCCAACAACGUGCAGGACCUGCUCAUCCUGGGCUUCGCAGAAUACAUGAGAGCUUUCGGUACGCGCAUCUACGACGAGCUGUUGUUGCAGCCUGAAGUCUUCAAUGGCUUGCUAUCGGAGGAGGAGUUCGAGAACAGGUACGCCGCCACCAUCUCAACACUCGAAGGAGACUACGAGGAGAUCAACUCCGAGUUCGGUAAGGUGGCGCAGCUCCAGCGCUGGCGCACCUCGCUCGGGCUCAUAGAGUUAUCCGACCAGGAGCUGUGCGGCAGGUUCGUGGAGGCAGACGAGGUCAACGCAGAGGUGCUGCGGAAAGCGGGCGUUGAUUGCCACGCCCUGUUGUUGAACACUACCGUAGACGUGCUCAAGAUCGUCGUGCUGACGCUCCUCUGCCUGAUGGGCGUCAUCUUGGUGGUCGCGGCCUUGGCGUGGUUCGUGCGCACCAUCCGAACCAACCGCCGCUUGCACAGGGACGCCAACCGACUUGUCGACCGGCAGGUGGCGGAGGCUUGGGAGAAGGUCUCUGACAUUCAGGCGCCCUUCGUUGUGAUGAAGGGCAGCGACGUUUUGAACUUCGGCCAGCUGGUGCCCCACGAGACCGCGCGCGAAACUGGCAAGCUAGUCAGUGUGGACACCAUGGGCGCCGAGAUGCAGGCGGGCCGCCCGCGGUGCCAGGGGCGGCUGGCGCCCGAUAGUUGCUUGUACCCUGCGCGCACGGCGCCACGGGAGCCCGCCUGCACGGCGCGUCUGCACGGCACGCCCGCCAGCGCGCCCCAUGCGAUGCAGAAGACGGGGUGGGUGCUGCUGCCGCUUCCAUACCUGGUGGACGCGCUCGCGAACAGGGACGUCGCCGAGGUCGUCGUCCUCGACGCGUGCGCGGCCUCGGCGCUGCUUGUGGCGUCGUUCCUGCCCGCCAGGCUGGUCUGGUCUGACCUCGCCCUUGGGGCCGUGGAGGCCUCGCGCAUGGUGGCCGGCAGCAUCGUCGUUCCGGGGGCCUGGUCUCCGUUCGUGGCCCCGUCCGUGAUGGCUUGCUUCUCCAUGGCCUGCGCGGGCGUCCAUUCCUCAAUCCUGGCGGCGUGUGCCGCCGUGGCCGCGUUGGCCGACAUGGUCGUGGCCUCACCCGGCUUCGAGGAGUCGGCGGCCAUGCACGCGCUCUCCUGCGCGUACGUGGUUGCCGCCGCUACCGUCAUGGAGCACCGCGUCGCUGGGCACUGCGCGGAGCUGCGGCAGCGCGGCUACCGAGUGGUCAGCUUCGGCAGUGGGGGGGCCGCCAGUCGCACGCUGGGGGGCGACGUGUACUAUCCGGUGCACGACGGCUCGCGCCUGGGCGCGGCGGCGUCGAGCAGCAUUGCCGAAACCAUGGCGUUCUCGGACUACGAGGACGACGCGCACACGGCCGCGCGACUGAAGCACUCGGGUGCGCACUUCGGCGGAACACGAUUGUGGUCCAUGUGCAGCGACCAGCAGGGCGAGGAACAGGGCUACGUUCCAGAACCCUCGCUGGUCUCGAUCGCCGCCAGCCCACGCGCGGAGGGCGGCGCGGCCCCGUCGGCGGCGGAGCAGCUCGCGGCGGCGGAGAGGCUGGCGGCGGCGGAGCAGCUCGCGGCAGCGGAGCGGCUGGCGACGGCGGAGCGGCUGCAGCUGGCGGCGGCCGAGCGGCUGGCGGUGGCGGAGCAGCUGGCGUCGGAGCAGGCUGCUGCGCCAGAGCAGUCGUAUGAGCACGACAGCUUCGACCUCUCAGGAGCGUUGUCUGCGAUGCAGCAGGUGGUCCAUUCGCUCAACAGCUCGGGGGUCCCCGCCGCCAGUCCGCGGGGGCUGACCUACGACGACGAGCUGCAGCUUGCCAGUCCAGCUGAUGAGCUGGCGGGUGCGGCGGGCGCCUCGCCGCCCCCCACAUCGGCAGUGGGCUCGCCGCCGCAGCCAUCGUCUCCCCGGGCGGGCCUCCCGGCCGUGAGGCUCGGGGGCUUCCAGACGGCGGCGCUCAACGACCUCUUCGUGGAGGGCCAAAGGGACGAGCUCAGGGUGAACGAUCAGCCGACGUUCUGGAGCACGAGGGGCUGGUUCCUGUACCACAACCCGCAGACCCGCACCUGGGGCGUCGCCAAGGCGAGCCGCCUCGACCGCGUGCGGGAGGGCCAGACCUGCGGGCUGGCGCACAGCCCAGAGGGCUAUGACCUCCUGGGCGGCGCCGUGCUGGGGCCGCCGGGAGGCUGGAGGGAGUGGGACGCAGAGGCGGGGCAGUGGGUGAAGCGGCUGGGCUCUGGACUGCAGAGCCGCGGGAAGGUCCGGGAGCAGCCCACGGACGCGGUCCGCGGCCCCGCGGCGCCUGCCAGGCCGGCCGCGGGCGCGCCCACGGAGCGCACAGGGCCGCCGCCGCGGGCCGUCGAGCCGUCGGCGGCCGAGCUGCACGGGAGCCACGGCCCCGCGCCCCGCGACACGCUAGUGGGGGACACUCGUGCGAGCGUGGACUGCUGCAGGCUUGUCGGCAUGCCGCAUGCCGACAAUCCUGUAGCCGUCUACACGGUCAGGCGCGAGCAUCUGCUGCUGCACAAGGUCCUGCGCCUCCCGCCCUCCACUUUUCGCAAGGCGGACCUGCUGGCCCUGACGAACUGGCUGCAGUCUCCGGCGCCUGCAGCGCUCCAGGCGUAUGCGCUGUCCGUCCGCUGGCGCGCGGCCACAGCCACGGUUACGGGAUGGCGGACGGCCCUGCAGAGGCUCGCCGCCGAGGCCGAAGAGCAACUCCCGGUGACGAGAUGGCGGGCGGGCGACUUCUCCCCGCCUUUCUGGGCUCUUCCGCGCGCAAUUGCGCAGGAAUACGCGAGCUUGGUGGCGGGGGAGGCGCAGUUGCAAGUUCCCGCGCGGCGGCUCCAGACAGCCAUCGCCGCGGCGGAGGCGGAGAAGCGGACGGCUGCGAUGAUGAUGCGGAAACCCAAGCUCCAGACGUGUUUCUGCCGCUCUCUCGCUGCGUCGCUCUUCCCUGAGUCCUUGGUGACGACCCUGCGGAAGCGGCUCCGUGCCUGGGGCCUUGGCGUGCCUCCCGCCCUGGAGGCUCGCUGGUCCGCGCUGCGAGCCGUGCUGGUGCGGGCGCCGCCGUCGUGGCAAUGGGCGGCUCUCAAAACGCUGGGAGGUGGGUGGACGACGGCUGGCCGCAUACAUAUCAUGACGCCCCGGCCCUGCCUGUUCGGCUGCGAGUGCGCGGCGGACGACAUCAGGCACUACCUCGUGUGCAGGCGGCUAUGGCACUGGGUGGCCCUGCCGCGCUCCUUCCUGCCGGGGCCGCUUGGCCGCCUCGGGCUUGGCAGUGCGGCCGAGCAUGCGGGCGAAUGGUCCCGGGGGACUGCCCUUCGGGGGGUCGUGCUGGCUUUCCACAUCUACCACCUGCACAAGAAGUUCUUUGACAAGCACGGCCGUGUCGUCCCCUUCGACGCGGCUUCGGGGAUCCGGCUCGCGGCCCUACAUCGACUCCGCGACCGCCAAGUGCCCGCUGCGGCGUCGGCGCAGUCGUCCUCGGCUGCGGCUGCCCCCCAGCCGCCUGCCCAGCGCGACGCGCCGCCCAGACCCGGCGGCUCUGGCAGCGGCCCCGGCGUGCACAAGACAAAAACGUUACCUCUGGAAGGCGCCCUGGGCGCGGGUGCGGAGGGCGCCCUGGAGCGCUCGCAGGAGGCGUUCUUGAAGCGAAAUUACGUCAUCUUCUUUUCUCACCAGUGGCUCAGCUGGGAGGAGCCUGACCCGAGCAACGUGCAGUUCGCUGCGUUGCAGGCGGCGCUCCAGACCAUCUCUGCCAGGACUGGGAAGAGAUUGGACGAGCUGUACGUCUGGUGUGAUUGGUUCUCCAUCCCCCAGAAGUGCCGCGCCUUCCAGAAGAUGGCGAUCGCCUCUCUUCCGGUCUUCGCCUCGAUCUGCCACUGCUUUGUCGCCCUGGUCCCCGACACCGAGCACGCCGACACAAACGCGGCGGCCAACCGGGCGGCCUUCCACCGCCGCACGUGGUGCCGCGCGGAGGUCAUGUCCCACUGGGCCCGCAGGGGCACGGAGAACAUGUUCUACGCCAGCGGCGAGGGCCUCCAGCCAAUGGCGCCGUCCAGCCCCACCGAUGAGUUCCUGGAGGCAAUACAGGUCUUCCACGGAGACCUCACUUGUUGCUGCCGGGGCCACAAGGGCGGGGCGCCCUGCGACCGGGAGUUCCUUAUCAGAUGCGGCUCCGAUGAAGAGAACGAUCCAGACAUGGACCCCACCGGUUGGGACGACCAUGUCAAGGGCCUCAUCGAUGGCCACCUCCGCAGCACGUUCGCCUCCUUCAAGAAUGAGAUCACUGGAAUGGUCGCCUCGACAGCGUCCGUUGCUGCCACGCAGGCCGUCGACCCUGUCAUGGCCGCAAUCCGUACUGUGGAGGAUGCCGUCAAGAGCGUCCCAGCCACGUGCCAGCAGAAGGUGGAGGCCUCACUUCGUCCCGAGCUGGCUGCGAUGGAGCGGCGGUUCCAGACACAGCUUGACGGUCUCAAUGCCAGAGUCUCCAGCUUGGAUUCACGCACUGAGAAGAUGCAUGAUGAGCUUGGGGGCAUGCACAAGCAAAUGGAUGAGCUGCGCAAUGCCUUGGCGCUCGCACAUCGUGCCCCGCCACCGCCCAAGCCUCCAGCAGCUGGAUUUCACAGAGAAGUGGACGCGACGGUGCUCAAGAUUGUGGCUUCCUCUAUGGUCAAGCGUAAAGAUGUCCACGACUCCAUCAAGGCCUGGCUGGACAAGUCCAAAAUUGAAGGAUGGGAAGUUCAGGGAGAAGAGCAAGAUCGGCUGUUUACGCUGCAGUUCACAGGCCCUGUCGCUGUCGCGGGUCGACGCGCAGUGCAGGCCCUUGGUGCACUUCGACUGCCUGGCAAAGGCAACUGGAUGCGCUUUCCCGUUCCUGGCGCUUCUGGAGGGUCCACGCAGCUGCACGUUGGUGCCGACAAGAACCCGUUCCAGAUCAAGCGUGAGAUUGCUGGGAAGAAGAUCACGGCCGUCCUGCGAGAGAAGUACCCUGACGCAAAGCUGUUCUUCGAUCGCCAGAAUGGGUGGAUCUCUGAAAGCUGGAACCCGAUUCUUCGUCUUGAGCCGCAGCCAGGACAGGAGGCGACAAAAUGUUAUUGGAAUGAUGCGGCGCUUGCUACGAGGGGAUGGACCAGGGACGAGAUCAAGGCUGCCAUCACCAACAUCAUCACCCCCAAUGGCGAGCCCGAGUGGAGUCUUUAG